Actinia tenebrosa (Australian red waratah sea anemone) is the source of this 699-nucleotide messenger RNA. RefSeq lists its product as uncharacterized. The record is from RefSeq and is a predicted model, not a curated record. Lineage: Eukaryota; Metazoa; Cnidaria; Anthozoa; Actiniaria; Actiniidae.
UUUCAUUACAUUUUAAUCUUCCAGAGGUUCUGUGCUGUUUUGAUCAGCAAAUCUGAGUUGUCAGCAUCGAUUUACUUGAGCAGAGUGUUUAUAAAAUAUCUACCCUCAAGUAGUCAAAAUUUAUCACAUUUUCAAAGGUGUGAGGGUUCUCACUUUAUAGCRGAAUCUUUAAAUCAGUUGAAGAUCGAAACUAUGGCAUUACUUCAGUGUGUAAUUCUGGUUAUUUCUGUUCUCUUGCUGAUAAUUGGGAUGGGCUUUCUUGGCGUCGCUGGUUACGCGUUUUAUUGGUUCUAUAUUAUAACACGUUUCAUAGAGGAUGCAGGUAGUCUUGGUGCUUUCGUUAUGCCAUUUACGAUUGUGCUAGUAUUCAUAACCGUACAUGCAGUAGUGCAAACUAUGUCAGGCGUUCUGGGGAUAGCAGCUCUUUGCAAACGAGGGCAAUGUGCGGUCAUGUCGUUCAUGGUGUUCUGCAUCUUGACAUGUCUAUCAAGUGCCGAGUUUCUGGUGGUUGGCGUCUUUUCCUGGUCUCCUAUUUGGACGGAUACGAUGUUUCCUCUCAUUGGAAAGAAAACGAAAGUAAAAGAAAGUUUAAGCCCGUAUUUUUUUGGAUGGAUUUCAGGAUUUGCAUUUACCUUUCUACUUGCAUUGAUUGGUUCCAUUCUGUCAUGUGUAGCCAAAUGUAAAUGUUGUGAACGUCAG